CUCUCAUUGCUGGUAGCCUACUAUAUUUAAACAGCUGCCUUAGAGCAGAAACAGCAUUUGAGGCUUGUAGUUUGGUUGGCUUUCCUGACUGUCCAGGCAUUUUCCUAAAGGUCCUACUUCUUCUCAUCAGACCUACUGCUAAAGGUAGACUCCAGGACCUAAAUGCUUCCAGACGGAAAGGCGUAUGCAUUAUUGGCCAGACCCCAAAAUAAGAGUGCGUUCAAGCCACUGCCUGUUGUGAUUAUAGGGAAUGGUCCUUCAGGAAUCUGUCUCUCAUACUUGCUGUCAGGCUACAUCCCUUACUUCAAAAGAGACUCUCUUCAUCCUCAUCCCAUUCUUCAGAAGAAACUGGAAGAGGCACGAGAUAUCUCCAUUUUGGACCAGGAUUUGGAGUAUCUGUCUGAAGGCUUGGAGGGACGAUCCCACAGCCCUGUGGCUCUUCUGUUUGAUACUCUUCAGCGUCCAGACACAGACUUUGGUGGAACAGCAGAAUCUGUCCUCACUUGGUGGCAUGAGACUGACAGAGCCAUCCCCCAUGUGGUCCUUGGCAGAAAUGCUCCUGGAGGUGCCUGGCAUUCUAUCGAGGGCUCUAUGGUUACCCUGAGCAGAGGGGAAUGGAUGGGGCUCCCAGAUCUCCCAUUCAAAGACUGGCUAAAGCAAAAGAAAAGAGGCCUCAGAAAUAAUAGAGCGACAGCAGAAGACAUUGCUCAAUAUUACCAACACUAUGUGGUGAAGAAAGGACUGCAGAAGAAUUUCAGAUGCAGUACUGUUGUGACCUCUGUGAGGAAAGUGAGUGCAGAUAGCAUCUCCAACCACACACAAGAAGAUCAGCAAGAGAAUAGUGAUGACUCAGUCUGGAACUUCAAAGAGAAAAGCACAGAGGUCUUUCAGGUGGAUGGCUUUUUCAAAACUAUGAAAGGUGAUAAAGAACCCUUCUCCAUCUAUGCAGAGAAUGUGGUCUUAGCCACAGGAACAUAUGAUAGUCCUACUUGGCUUGGGGUCAAGGGAGAGAACCUUUCCUAUGUCCAUCACCAGCUGUCUGCCCUAGAGGAAGCAGUGAAAAAUGACAGCAUUGGCAUCAUGUCAGAUCCAGUCUUGAUUGUAGGUGCUGGUCUGACAGCUGCUGAUGCGAUUCUCUUUGCUCACCAUUGCAAUAUUCCAGUAAUCCAUGUUUUCCGUAGAAAAGUCAGUGAUCCAGGUCUUAUUUUUAACCAACUCCCCAAAAUGAUGUACCCUGAAUACCACAAAGUUCAUCAGAUGAUGAAAGAACAGUCAGCUGCUUGUGCAGGGCCCUAUGAAUGUUAUGUUAGUUUUCCUGAACAUCAUGUGCUAUCCUUUGGCAAGGACAAGAAAUGUAUCUUUCAAGAUAAGAAUGGCCACCAGAAAGUUUAUAAAAUUUCCAUGGCUCUUGUUUUGACUGGCUCAAAUCCCAACCUCUCCUUUCUGCCAAAUAAUGGCAUUGACUUGGCAAUGAACAACAGCCAACCAGUCAAUCCAAAGAGGAAUCCCAUAAAUGUUGACCCAUUCACUUAUGAGUCCACCCAGGAGAAAGGACUUUAUGCUCUAGGACCUUUAGUUGGAGAUAACUUUGUACGUUUUGUACAAGGAGGGGCUCUGGCUGUUGCCAGCUCUCUGUUAAAGAAAGCAAACAAAAAUCCCCCCUAACAAAUAACAUCCCUAUGCUGUGUCUGAAUAGGUUACUGCUGUUUUCUUGAAGAAGCAACUCAUCUGAUUUGUACGUCCUCAAAUGUAAAGCCCAUACCUGGUAUUCUCCAGGGUUUUACAGAAAGUUACUAAGUUCUCACUGAGUUAUUUGAGAAAAUUAAGUUACCAAAUAGAGUGGGUUUCACGUAUGGUAGUGCCUUCAACUCCUGGGGAUUCAGCUCCUUGCAUGCAUGGCUGUGCAUAAAGGCUGCAGGGGCUUUGGACCUUGUGCCUGGAGAAGUAGAGGGCAAGACAGUGAUUGCUUUUCUUUGUAACACCUUCCUUUUUUUUACUGACAGUUGAAUUGGGGAACAAUCAAUGUUUAUUAUUUCCAGACAGCAAGCUGACAACCCUGUGUGUGUCCGUAUCAUACAGUGUUUUUUCAAUAAGUGAACUAAGCUGUUGUGGUCUUACUUGCUCCUGUGCCUUGGCUGUAUGGUCUUAUUAGACCAGAAAUGACUGACAGAUUCUUCUCUGGCAUGUGAAGUGGUACUCUGCAAAUCAAAACUGACAUCAAAUAGUCAAACUGUAUUGUCUCACUGACAGCAGCAGCAAGCAACAUGUAGUAUCUUUUUAAUCAAGAGAUUCCUGUGAUGAUGUUUUUGCUUUCUUGAGAAGAAAUGAUACUGAUUUAUAAGCAGUUCGUUUACCAUCUUGAAGCUUCUACUUUCCAAAUCCUAAAACUGCAAUAGGCAAAUUCUUGGCAGCUGCUGUCAAAGACGGCAGAACUAAAGGGUGCUACUAGUCUGUCUUGUAACCACCCAGGUACUGUAUGGGGCUUCUGCUGCACAGUGUUUCAGAAAGAUGCAAUAUGUUAUAUAUUGUGUGAAAUUCUAACUGUUUUUUUUUU
Messenger RNA from Neopsephotus bourkii (Bourke's parrot), 2554 nucleotides. RefSeq names its product oxidative stress induced growth inhibitor 1 (gene OSGIN1). Lineage: Eukaryota; Metazoa; Chordata; Aves; Psittaciformes; Psittacidae. The record is from RefSeq and is a predicted model, not a curated record. The coding region runs from base 163 to 1665 and encodes 500 amino acids. The transcript has 6 exons.